AUGGGUGAGACUCUUAUUACAACUCUGUCUAUGGAGAACUAUCACCCGUCGACACUUCUGUCUAUGGAUUCAGGUGCUUUUACUCAUGAAGAUUCAGAGAGGGAGGCAAAUCGGUCGCUCAUACUUUCGGGACCGCCUGAUAUCAAUCUCCCGCUCUCAUCUGAAGCUAGUCCAUCUCUGCUUUUGUGGAACGAGCACUGUGACAUCUUAGACGUUGGACUCGGGCCUCACCUAUAUGAACCUGAGGCUGUUGUUCAUGUCCCUAAGGUUGCUAAGAAGUACAACAAGCGUGUUGACAGUGCAUGGGGUGCUUGGCUUUUCUUUAGCUUCUACUUCAAGCCUGUUUUGGAUGAGAAGUCCAAAAAUAAGUUAAUGAGGGACAGCAAUGGCUUGUCCGGAUACGACAAAUCUGACUUGCAGCUCGACUCCUUCUUGGUUCAGCAUGAUAUGGAGAAUAUGUACAUGUGGGUGUUCAAGGAAAAACCUGAAAAUGCCCUUGGCAAGAUGCAGCUGCGGAGUUACAUGAAUGGGCACUCACGUGAGGGUGAGCGUCCUUUCCCUUUUAGUGUGGACAAAGGUUUUGUCCGCUCUCAUAGGAUGCAGAGGAAACACUACCGUGGUCUUUCUAACCCACAGUGCCUCCACGGAAUCGAAGUUGUUCAGUUACCCAACCUUUCUGUACUCAACGAGGAUGACAAGAAGAAGUGGACAGAACUCACAGGGCGAGAUGUGAACUUUGCUAUUCCGCCGGAGGCAAGUGACUAUGGUUCAUGGAGGAAUCUCCCAAACUCGGAAUUUGAGGCUGAGCGACCACUUCCAGUGGCUAAAGCGAAUGGGCAAACCCAACUGAAAAAGCUGAACGGUACCUGUCUGAAUCUGUCUACACAUUCACCAGACCACGCAGUUGAUGCGGCGGAAAUUCAAGCCGCUUGUACCAAUAAACGCAAAAGAGAUUGUCUUGCUCUAGGAAACUGCGAUGACUCGAGCUCAAGUGAGAAAUCUCUCGACAUGAAAAUACAUGCAACAGAGCUGCCGUGGUCAAAUGAGUUCAGCGGAGUGAUGAAGAAUGUGUACGGGCCAGUCACAGCUGCGAAAACGAUAUAUGAGGACGACAAAGGGUUCUUGAUAGUUGUGAGCCUGCCACUAGUUGAUCCAGGAAAGGUGAAAGUGACAUGGAGGAACACACCAACACAUGGUAUAGUGAAGAUAUCUUGUACAAGUACAGCUUGUGAGCCAUUAAUCAAGAGACAUGAUAGGACAUUUAAGCUAACAGAUCCGACGCCAGAGCAUUGCCCACCGGGGGAAUUCGUUCGGGAAGUCUCCCUGCCAAACCGGAUUCCAGAUGACGCAAAGCUUGAAGCUUACAGGGAUGAAACCGGAACAACGCUAGAGGUGUUAGUGCCUAAACACCGAGUGGGACCAGAGGAGCAUGAGGUUCGCGUCUGUGUCCGUCCGUUCAUGCUAGAGUGA
Arabis nemorensis is the source of this 1470-nucleotide messenger RNA. The record is from the annotation of a GenBank genome assembly. NCBI's taxonomy places the organism in Eukaryota, Viridiplantae, Streptophyta, Magnoliopsida, Brassicales, Brassicaceae.